AACCCGGCGAGCUCCAUGGUGCGGGAAGGCGGCAUGGCCCGUACCCCUUACAGCUCCACGCAGGACAUCCAGAUGGACGUCUUCGACAACGCCGCCCUCCAGAGCAAGUACAGCAAACGCAAGAGCCGCUUCAAGCGCUCGGACGGCAGCACCUCGUCCGACACCACCUCCAACAGCUUCGUCCGGCAGGGCUCGGCGGAGUCCUACACCAGCCGCCCCUCGGACUCGGAUGUGUCGCUGGAGGAGGACCGGGAGGCGCUGCGCAAGGAGGCCGAGCGCCAGGCCAUGGCGCAGCUGGAGAAAGCCAAGACGAAGCCGGUGGCGUUUGCCGUGCGGACGAACGUCGGCUACAACCCGUCCGCCAGCGACGACGUGCCGGUGCAGGGCAUGGCCAUCUGCUUCGAGCCCAAAGACUUCCUGCACAUCAAGGAGAAGUACAACAACGACUGGUGGAUCGGGCGGCUGGUGAAGGAGGGCUGCGAGGUGGGCUUCAUCCCCAGCCCCGUCAAGCUGGAGAACAUGCGGCUGCUGCAGGAGCAGAAGAUGAGGCAGAACCGCCUGAGCUCGAGCAAAUCGGGGGACAACUCCAGCUCCAGCCUGGGCGACGUGGUGACGGGGACCCGCCGGCCCACCCCCCCGGCCAGCGGUGCCCUGGACAUGCCUAGCUUUGCCUUUGACCCCGAUGAGUUAGAGGAGGAGGAGGCCAUGGAGACCCACCGCUCCCCUAAGAGUAGCGUGAGCAGUGUCACCACCCCCCCUGCCCACAGCAAGCGCAUCCCCUUCUUUAGGAAGGCCGAGCACGUGCCCCCGUACGACGUGGUCCCCUCCAUGCGGCCCAUCAUCCUGGUGGGGCCCUCGCUGAAGGGCUACGAGGUCACGGACAUGAUGCAGAAAGCCCUCUUCGACUUCCUGAAGCAUCGCUUCGACGGCAGGAUCUCCAUCACACGGGUGACGGCUGACAUCUCCCUGGCCAAGCGCUCCGUCCUGAACAACCCCAGCAAGCACACCAUCAUCGAGCGCUCCAGCACGCGCUCCAGCCUGGAUGUCUUGGCUGAGGUCCAGAGCGAGACCGAGCGCAUCUUCGAGCUGGCCCGGACGCUGCAGCUGGUAGCCUUGGAUGCCGACACCAUCAACCACCCGGCCCAGCUGGCCAAGACGUCCCUGGCCCCCAUCAUCGUCUACAUCAAAAUCACCUCCCCCAAGGUGCUGCAGCGGCUGGUGAAGUCCCGGGGCAAGUCCCAGGCGAAGCACCUCAACGUGCAGAUGGUGGCCUCCGACAAGCUGGCGCAGUGCCCGCCUGAGAUGUUCGACAUCGUGCUGGACGAGAACCAGCUGGAGGAGGCCUGCGAGCACCUGGCCGAGUACCUGGAGGCCUACUGGAAGGCGACGCACCCCCCCAGCAGCACCCCCCCCAACCCGCUGCUGAACCGCACCAUGGCCACGGCCGCCCUGGCCGCCAGCCCCGCGCCCGUCUCCAACCUCCAGGGUCCGUACCUAGUGCCCGGGGAGCCGCCGCGCGAGGGGGAGCACGGCCGCCUCCGGCAGGGCCCGGGCGAGGCGGGGGGCCACGGGCAGGGCAGACCCCCCCCGCCGCCCGCCCGCCUGGCCCCCCGCAGCCUGUCCCGCCAGGACACCUUCGACUCCGAGACGCCGGGCAGCCGGGAUUCGGCCGGCAUGGAGCCCGGCGAUUCCUGCUGCAUGGACAUCGAGACAGACCCCGGUGAGGAGGAACCGCCGGGUCCCCCCGGUGCCGGACCCCGCGUCCCCCCCGGCCACCAGCACCCCGGCGCCUGGGACGAGGACGAGCCCGGGCGCGAGAGCCGGGGGCAGCGGGGCCGAGCCAAGGGCCAGGACCGCUACUGCCCCGACCCGCCGGAGACCCUCGGCCUCGACCAGAGCGACGUGGAGGGCUGGGGCCAGGACGUUUACAUCCGUUAG
This is a messenger RNA of Gavia stellata (red-throated loon), 1938 nucleotides long. RefSeq names its product calcium voltage-gated channel auxiliary subunit beta 1 (gene CACNB1). The coding region runs from base 16 to 1938 and encodes 640 amino acids. The transcript has 15 exons. The record is from RefSeq and is a predicted model, not a curated record. Gene Ontology annotation, molecular function: high voltage-gated calcium channel activity; protein binding. Gene Ontology annotation, biological process: calcium ion transmembrane transport; chemical synaptic transmission; neuromuscular junction development. Lineage: Eukaryota; Metazoa; Chordata; Aves; Gaviiformes; Gaviidae. Gene Ontology annotation, cellular component: voltage-gated calcium channel complex.